This is a messenger RNA of Diachasmimorpha longicaudata, 5339 nucleotides long. RefSeq lists its product as uncharacterized. The coding region runs from base 228 to 3422 and encodes 1064 amino acids. The transcript has 2 exons. The record is from RefSeq and is a predicted model, not a curated record. Lineage: Eukaryota; Metazoa; Arthropoda; Insecta; Hymenoptera; Braconidae.
AAUGUACGUACGUAGGCGUACGCACGGAAUCGCGACGCUCCAUCUAGUGUUCGGACUAUUGACCCGAGUAUGGCGAGUUCGCAUGGGAAUUUACAUGGAGAGUAGCUAUGUUGUACAGUAUCCCUAGCACGUGUUGUUAGUCGUGCAGCAUUUGUUGUUUAUCGAGGUUAUAUAGAGAAGUGAGAAGUAGUAUUAAAUAGUGUGAAUAUUAAUCAAAACUGUACAUCAUGCCUAAAUCAAAUGCUCAGACGUGUAAGGAAUACAGAGAUCGACUGCGUGCCAAAAAUAAAUUAAAUAAAGUGAAGAAAAACCCGAAAACUACUGCUGAACGUGUCCGGGAAUACAGAGCAAGGAAGAGGGCUAUCAAUUUACAACCACCUCCGAACCCUUCACUGGCAGAAGAAAUCGAACGGACCGAUAAUUUGAGCGCUGGUAAUGAACUUUCGGCGACGCUAAACGUUCCAAAUAGAAUUUUCCACGAAAUGCUUGUUCCAAGUGUCGAUGCAGACAUCCCAGGGCCAUCAGCAAGGGAGGUUGACGUGAGAGGCAUAACAGUGAACCCUAACCUCCCUUACAAAGACUUCACUCGAUUUAAGACUAUACAUAAAGAAUUCGAUAAAAAAUUCAAGAAUAAUUCUUUCGGCUUUCCUUGCUCCAUCUGUGAUCGUUUGUGGUUCCAAGAGGAUUUAAGAGCUCCAGCCAAACAACAUAGUGAGAUUUUAGACACCAUUGCACCAACAAUGAAGAGAGAUGAAAUGAAAAUUUGUAACACUUGCCUUCGAUCACUCAACACUAAUUCUAUCCCAACAUUGUCAGUAUAUAAUGGCUUCUCAUAUGUACAAAUACCUGCCCAUCUUCCACCCCUCGAUUUGGUAUCAGAAAGACUGAUAUCACCGAGAAUUCCAUUCACGCAAAUACGGCGAUUACGGCAUGGAAAUGGACAACAUGGAAUAUAUGGACAAAUCAUCAACGUUCCAGUUGAAGUGGACUCAAUGGUGAAACAUCUUCCACGACAUCUUGAUGACGAUCAUUGCAUCAAUGUGCACAUUAAGAAAAAGAAAAUUCACAAGUCCAGUCAUUUGAGUGGUCUCAUCAACAAGAGAAAAAUUAAGGCUUGGCUGCAGCAUCUAAUAACGACACCACUAUAUCAACUGUAUGACAUCAAUGUUGAUGAUUCAUUUUUUAACAGUAGAGCCAAUCAGGAUCAGAUACCCCAAGAAGAAAUCAGCGAAGAAAUUCCCAUCGAAGAGAGUCUGUUUGCUCAACAACAGACUUUGCUUUGGAAUGAUGACAAAUAUUUGCGUACUGCACCAGGAGAGAUGAAUGUUUCACAAAGUUUACUCUUUGAUGAACACGCUGAAGAGCUCUCAUUUCCGUCAAUCUAUUGUGGCCAAUUUCGAACCUUCAGGGAAGGAGUGCGAGUAACACCCUUCAUGAUGGCGACAAGUGAAUUGAGGCGUUCUGAUCGACGUGGAGUUGCACCUUACCACCUGCUCUACAUGGCUAUGAAAAUCAUGAGAAUGAGAGUUCGUGAUAGUUUGGCUGUUGCAUUUAAAUAUAUCGGAAAAGAUGCAGCCAUAACUCGCCUGCAGGUGGAAUCGGAAGAGUAUGUAAACGAUUGUAUCGAGAGUAAUCUCGCUUUUCUGCGUACUAUCCCCAAUUCUGCUUGGUAUUGGGCGGAACAAAAAAGGGAUCUCUUUGCUAUGAUCCGACAAUUGGGGAAACCAACCAUAUUCCUUACUGUGAAUGCCAACGAGACCGGCUGGGAGAAGCUAUUACAAACUUUAUAUAAAUUGAAACAUAAUGGAGCGGAAAUAUCAGCACACAUUGCUGCACAGUUGAAUUUCAUUGAAAAGGAUACCCUAAUUAAUGAGGACGCAGUGACUUGUGCUUUAUACUUCAACAAAUUGGUGAAUGUGCUGUUGACUAUUUUGCAGUCUAAGAAGAAUAGCCCGUUUGGCCAGUAUCGUGUAGCCCAUUAUUUUAAACGAAUCGAAUUUCAACAUCGCGGGAGUCCUCAUGCUCACAUUCUUCUUUGGCUAGACAAUGCACCAAAAGAUCCACUUGUGAGUGAUAAAGAGAAAGCUAUAGACUUGAUUGACAAAUUAUCUUCAGUAUCGCCGAGUCAAGCAUCAGGAAAUAAAAGGCUUGUAUCUCACGGACAUACAUUUACGUGUUAUAAGAAAAUAUCAGCGAACGAACCACAAAAAUGUCGCUUCGAAGCUCCUUUCAUGCCAUCUAGGAAAACCACAAUCUUGACACCUAUGCAACAAACUGCGGAUGGAUUCAGCAGAUACGCCGAGCGAUAUAAGGAUAUACGAGUCAAUCUCGAGAAUAAUGAUUAUGUAGAUAUGGAUACCUUCUAUGCAGAAAAUCGGAUCAGUUCUGAUAAAGAUUAUGAGAAUAUAUUGAGGGCUGGAAUCAACCGACCGCGAGUUUUUGUAAAAAGACAACCAUCUGAAAAAUGGAUCAACGCGUUCAACCCCUUCAUUUUGAAUGUCUUGAAAUCUAAUAUGGAUAUUCAAUUCAUCACUGAGGAAUAUUCAUGUGCACAAUACGUUGUUGAAUAUGUUAACAAAAGCAACAGAGGGAUGAGUAAUUUACAAAGGCAGAUUAUAAGGAUCAUGGAUGAGCACCCGGAAUUUGACAUCGUCGGAAUCAUCAGAAAAAUGAGUGUAGAUGUUCUCAAUACCGUUGAAAUUUCGAGUCAGGAGGCUGCGUGGUACUUACUACGGGAACCAAUGUCCAAGAGCUCAGUCUCAAUUGUCUACAUACCUACAGUAUGGCCAAUAGAACGACAGCGAAUUCGGAAAAGGCAGAAGGAAUUGAAUGAGAUGGAAUGCGGCGAAGAUUCAACUGAUAUAUGGAAGGAGGACUGGUUCAUUAAAUACGAGAAGAGGCCUGAAGAACUGGAAAAUAUAACACUUGCUCAGUUUGUCGCUAAUUAUACACAAUCUCCCCGAGGAGGAUGGGUUCAAAGGAAAGAGCCACGCGUAAUACGUUAUAGGAAUUAUGACAUAGCUUAUGAUUAUAACGAGUAUAAGCGUGAGAUGGUCACAUUACAUCUGCCAUUCAGGAAUGAAGAAGAGCAAAUCCUUGCUGACAUGAAAUUCAUCGAAAUAUAUGAUGAACAUGAACAAACGAUUUUAGUUAAUCGCCAGAUCUUCGAAUCAAAUUUGGAUAUAGAGAAGACAAUUCAAAUUUGCAGAGAUUUAUAUCGUGAGGGUAAUGUUACGGAUGAAGAUGAAGGGCAAAAUAUAACAAACAGAUUCCCUGAAGCAAAUCCAUUCGAACAACUGUAUAAUAAUGAAAAUUCAGAGGUCAACAGAGAUUUAAAAUUAGCUCCAUUGAAUCAACUCGGCGCAAUUGCGAAAAGAAGAGAAAAUUUGAUGCCAACCAAAUUUCUCAGCCGACGAAGCUGAUCGACUUUGCCCUAAUGGAAUUCGUUUAUUUCCCACAAAUAACGCUGUCACAGAGUAUAAUCAACGGAUUUUGAAUGCGAUUGAGGAUAGGGCCGUCAUAGUAUCAACCGAUAUCUACAUAGGCUGCCAAAAUCAUGAACAAGAAGCAUUUGUACGACAGAAACUUCACAAGAUGUCUCUUAUUGAUACUGCAGUUGGAGAUAUUUGUACGACCGAAUGUGUCAUAGAAAGCGGACAGAGUGUGACAAUGAUUGUUCUCUACAUCACGCCGAACCAGAGAAUUAACGAUGUAAUCAAAUUCAUACAUAGAGCAUUAUUUGCAUAUACUACCUCCGGUGCAGCAGCAUUAGGAAAAGAUUGGCACACUAUGCCAAAGAUUUUAAGCGGUGAUUUUAAUGUCAAUUUUGUCUUGGAAGAAACUCAACCACUUGUAUAAUUUUUAGAAAGUAAAUUUAAUUAAAAAAUGAAUAAUAAUCCCAAAAACUCAACCACCAGAUCAGACACGACAAAAGAUGUAAUUUUCUCAAGGUAUUUAAAUAAUUUCCAAUCACGAGUUUUCAAAUCAUAUUUUUCAUACCACAAACCAAUUGUAUGUUUUCUUGAACAUGAAAUUAUGGAAGUGAAUGAAUAGAUUGUUUAUAAAUGGAGGCGAAAACAUCAACUAUCUGUUUUCAUUAACCUACCACGCUUAAAAAUUCCAGAAUAAUGAAUAGUGACUUCUGUUAUCGGGGAAAUAUUUCUAACUCAUAAAACUUGCAGGGUAGGAUGUGUAUUCUCAUUUCAAGUGCCCAUCGAGAUCCGUGAAGCUUCACUUCUAUCGCCUAGCUUUCUAGGCUGACAAUUUUUUAAUUUUUCUUCGAUGACUUCAAUCGCUGCAGUUGGACCAUCUGAUUGGGCCUAUCUGUUACACCUGGUGAGCCGCGAUUUGAAGACUGUUCGUUUAUUUGUUAGUGCUUCCACUUGAGCCAUUUCUGCUGUUUGUUGAGAAUGAUUGGGAGUGCGUGGUAACAUGCAGUGAUGUGCGCACCCCCCGAUGCGGAGUUUUAUUGAGAAAAAUUUUUAAUCCUUGAAGACUGCGAGGGCUUGUACACGUAACACUGCACUUAAUAUCACGAAAUACACUAAGUCAACACACUGAGUUUAUUCACUGAGUCUCUGCAAAUAUAAAAUCAUUCUAUAAUCCGACUCGAAGGACCAUGUAUUGAAUUGAUUUAAUACCGUGUUCCAUUGAACACUCUAGAAUUAUAAGCUCAAGAGUUCUGACCUACACAGAACACUAUUUUCAAUUCUGUUACACGCCGAAGUGUUUUUUGUGUGGCUAUUUUUAAUAAGGGGGUGAAUCACACUCAGGAUUCUAAUGAAUAUUAAAUUUAUUUUACAACAAAUACAAUUAUUUGAAGACCUCCGAUGAGGUGACUAUUUUGGGAGUUGGGAUGAUACUGAGGAGUGGUACAAAUUAUCGAGACAACAUGGGAAGAAAAGUGCAAGGGAUAAAAAAAUGGAAAGGAAAAAUUUCCAGAACUGCCAUUUAUUGGCGAGGUGCAAUUAGAGAGAGGAAAGAGAGAGGUCAAUAUCUCUUGGAGACGAUUCCCCAAAAACGUCUGUCUGGAGGAAUCGAUGUACGGAAUCAUAAAAUAAUUCAGAAAUUGAAAAAUCCAACUCCUCUAUACGUAGUCCCUGCAAAGAUCUUACUCUACUAAGGGUCACGUAGGCUUGACCUUCUUCAAACAGUUUCGCACCUAAGUAUACGACUGCGUGAUCCACAGUGCUGCCCUGCAUUUUAUGUAUUGUAGAAGCCCAUGAUAGUAGUAAAGGCAACAUUCUUAAAUAUUGAGGUUGUAUAGUGCACUGUAUUCUUCUUGUCACGCCCUUUUAUUUGAUACCCAUAUUGAUGGGAUUGAUAAAACCUACAUUAUC